AUGGCUGUACAAAAGGACCACUGGUACAACAGGGCACUCCUCAUCCUUCUCUCCAGUCUCACAGUUUCUGUGCAGCAGACAGAUGGUGUAACCACGGUGAAGCUGGAGGAGGGGAUGGUUCUAGUGUGUGUGUGUCCGUGGGAAGGGAACCUCACCAUGGUCUCCUGGACCAAACUGAUCCGAUUUAAUAAGGUCCCUAUAGCCGUGUACCACCCUGAGUACGAGGUGUUCAUUUCCCAGUCCUACCAGACCAGGAUCCAGUUCCUGAAGACCACACCCAUGGACGGCAGUAUCACCAUCACUAACGUCACCCAGGAGGACACUGGGGUUUACCACUGCUCUGUUCAAACCUUCCCCAGAGGAUCCUGGGCCAGAGAUAUAUCGGUGGAGGAGGAUGAUGCAGAUCAAGAAGAAACGGACAUCCACAUCAGAGAACCAGAACGUAGCCCAGGUGAGAGGUCAGAGUUUAAACAUGAUCAGCUCAAUUAG
Molecule: messenger RNA, 489 nt
Organism: Salvelinus namaycush (lake trout)
Lineage: Eukaryota; Metazoa; Chordata; Actinopteri; Salmoniformes; Salmonidae
Product: CD226 antigen-like
Exons: 3
Coding region: 1-489 (162 amino acids)
Biological process (GO): positive regulation of T cell receptor signaling pathway; positive regulation of immunoglobulin mediated immune response; positive regulation of type II interferon production
Cellular component (GO): external side of plasma membrane
Source: RefSeq, a predicted model, not a curated record